GAAGAGCGAAAACAACAAAUGAAGAGAGAAAGAGAGGAGGCUGUGCAGAAGAUGUUGGACCAGGCUGAAAGUCAGCUAGAAAAUGGAACUGCUUGGCAUAACCCUGAGCCCCCAGAGAAUAUCGGCACCGAGAAGGACCGUGCCAAUUGCCCUUUCUAUAUUAAAACUGGAGCUUGCAGAUUCGGAGAUAGGUGUUCUCGGAAACAUAAUUAUCCAAGCUCUAGUCAAACACUUCUUAUCAGGGGAAUGUUUGUUACUUUUGGGAUGGAGCAGUGUAAGAGAGAUGACUAUGACACAGAUGCAAGCCUGGAAUACAGCGAGGAGGAAAUUUAUCAGCAGUUCCUAGAUUUCUAUGAAGAUGUACUUCCUGAAUUCAAAAAUGUGGGGAAGGUUAUUCAGUUCAAGGUGAGCUGUAACUUUGAACCUCAUCUUCGAGGAAACGUCUAUGUUCAAUAUCAGUCAGAGCAAGAAUGUCAGGAGGCUCUUACUUUAUUCAAUGGUCGGUGGUAUGCAGGGCGGCAGCUGCAGUGUGAGUUUUGUCCAGUAACAAGGUGGAAAACAGCUAUUUGUGGUUUGUUUGAAAGGCAGAAGUGUCCAAGAGGGAAGCAUUGUAAUUUUCUUCAUGUAUUCAAAAAUCCGAAUAAUGAGUUCUGGGAAGCCAACAGAGAUAUUCACAUUUCCACUGACUGGGCUAAAGAGGCAGGUAAAAACUCUGAAAGGAGAAAUAGAUCGGGGUACUAUGAAGAACAUUACAGCAGAUCAAGGAGAAGGAACAGUCAAAGUCCAGAUCGUUCAUACAAUAAAAGAAAUGGAGAAUCUGAAAGAAAAAAAUCUCAUCAUAAGCAUAAGAAAAGUCAUCUUUCUGAGAAAUCAGGCAGUCGUGGAAGGCAAUGGUCACACAGUAAAAAGAAGAGAGGACGGAGUCGCAACAGGAGCAUGACACGUAGCCGUAGUAGAAGUUCCUCUCUUUCAAGAAGUCGAGGCAGAAAGAGGUCCAGUAGCAAAGAAAGGAAUAGCUGAAUUUGCUGGAGAAUGACUUUUAAGACUUGGAUGUGUUUUGAAAAAGAUUGCCUGUAGUCCUAUUAGAUCGGUUGUAUAUUGUUGUGCCCCAGAAAUAAAGCUGUUAUGCACUAUCCUAUCUAAAGUUUUGCAAUAAAUUAUGAAAAAAAAUUAAAUACAUUCCUGGGACUUGUUUAAUUAACCUGCUGUGGAAAGCGGAUGGUUUUUUUUUUUUAAUUCUUUAGCUAAAAUAAGCAGUAUUGCAUAAUAAGUUAAAAACAACUGAAGUAACAAAAUCUUUGGUUUAUAUUUUGUUUAUAAGUAAGUACAUUGAAUAAGGCUAAUGUACUCUCAUUUUUUGUCCAAAAUAACAUUUUGAGUAGAUAUGUUUCCGUUUAGCAUAGCCUACACACUACAAAAGAAACUAAGAAAAACAGUACUUCGUUAUAAUAGCCAGGCUUAUUAGCAUGCUUUCCUCAUCCUGCUGCUUUCUAAAUGUGAUAGUAUAUCUGACUAUGCUGGUUAUGUGAGUUGUGAGUCAGACUGCUGUGGAGUAUUAAGUUUGUGAAAAGCUUUCUUCUCUAUGGCACAAUUGCAUAGGUUGAUUAAUAAUCUGGAAGCCAAGAGCUCGCUCAUAUAACCUGUCACAUAAAACACCAUUUCUUUUUUGGCAUAUUAAAUAGGCUCAUUCAAACUGAGCUCAACUUAUGCCUCCAACCUGGGAAUUUCCUGGUGAUCUCCCUUCCAAAAACCAACCCGAUCCAACCCUGUUCAGCAAUUUUGAGAUUAGCCACAUCAGCUUGGUGCUGCCACCUGCUGUGACUUUAACAGCAGAUAGCAGGUGAUGUAGAUAGUGCAUCUACUGUGUAAGAGCAGCCUCUUCCAUGCACAGCUGCUGGUCUUGGACUUUUUCCUAGUUUGGCAUGCUAUUCAAGUUACUUGUCCUAUCACAGUUUCUGCAUGCUAUGUGAAUUACAGUCGGUGUCUGUCCACUUCACAGCUUUAAUGUUUAAUACAGCUGUGCAGCAUUAGCAGCAUGCUUCUCAAAUCAUUUCUGAAGCACUGUAUUUUUAGUGUUUAACUACUUUAGCUUUUUUAAAACUUUUUUUUUAAAUACCUUUUAUGAAUAACCAGAACCCCAAAAUCUCAAAUUCCUCUUUUCUUUAAGGAAGCAGACAUGCAAUUUGCCUCAGGUUUCCUUAAAUUACAUCCCAUACAGUAAUUUCACCUAUAGUAAAUAAGUACUACUACUUAUUAUUACAAAGCAACUAGUUUCAUGUGUUGCAACGUUUUUCUAAAUUUGUAUACCUCAGUCUGUCAUAGGGCUAUAAAAUUAGAAAGUGUUCUUUCAAUGGACUUUGGUAGAAAAUCAGAGUGUAGUAGCACUUUUUAAGACUUAACAAAUGUUAUUGUAAGGCAUAGACUUUUCUGAGUUGCAGCCUGCUUCUCCCUACUUUUUUACUGACUGCUUCAUCCCUAUGCAUUUAAAAUUUUAUCAAUUAAGCUACUCCAUUAUCCGAUGAAGUGAGCUGUAGCUCACAAAAGUUUGUAAUAGAUUUGUUAGUUUCAAAAGGUGCUACCAAAUUCUGUUUGGCUACCGUAGACUAACCUGGCUCUCCUUCUACAAUGAGUUGGCAAUUUUGUACUUAAGUUUUCAGAAAUUGGUAUAGGUAAGAUUAACAUUACUUGCUUUCCAAGUAUGUAAAGCUAUAUCAUACAUAGAGUACAUAUAUUUAUCAUUGCAUAUGUACAUCAAUGAAGUGGCUACAGAUUACUUCCAUGCACUGGCAUAACAGAAAUGAGCUGAUAUUGAGUGUCCCCAUUGCUAAGAAAUUGACUGUUAACUUACUGCUACAAUGAUUUACAUAAUGUUUGAAUAAAAGAAGGCAAUAUUGGUAUCUUGGGCUAUUUAAUAAAGUGGCGUGCUGACAGAAACAUUGAAAAAAUUAUUUCAGUAUAUCACGAGAUGAUUUUUAAAAAUCCAUUUGUAAGCGAACACAUUAAGCAUGGAAUAAGCCCAAAUUUAGUAUUUAUGAGUCAAACUCAUAAAGUUUUUAGGAGUAGGGCUGGAAUAAACUCACAUUAUUCUUGAAGUAUAAUUUGUAUUGCAAUCAUUGCUUGAGGUUAAACUGGGCACAUUUUUAUCCUUUUUAAAAUUUCACUUCUGUUUGGCUCCCAAAUUCAGAUAAAAUUUACCUUCUGGGGUCUCACAAUUUGGGAAGAUUCUAACCCUUUGUAGCCAUCCCCAAAUUUUUAGAGGCAGUGUAAUCUUCCACUAAUUUAAUGGAACUUUUUCAUUCUGUAUAGCAUUCAGGUACAUGGCUAUAGAUGUAGUCUAAUUUUACAGUUAUGUUUAACGCAUGAGUUGUUCCUCUUGAAGACUUGGAAGCAAAGAUGACUAAUAUUUGGAGUGACACCCUCAUUAAUAGCUCCAUCUUAAUAUUCCAAUCCAAAGUAGAAAAAAUUGGUAAAUGAUAUGUUUGAAUGAUUUAUAUGGCUCAUAGAAUCCAUUUUGUUCUGUAUAGAUAAUGUGAACAUAGUUUUUUUCUUCAAUAUCCUUUUCUUCUUCAACAUCUUUGUUGAAGAAAUAGUCUCCUGUAAACCUUUUAAAUCCAUGGUUGUUUUUUUAAUUUUAUGUUUCCAUUUAGAUAACUACAGUUCUUAAAAAUAAUUUUAUAUUUACAUAUACAUGCACCCUUGCCUUUUCGGGAAAUAUGUCUACAUACUCCAAACAAUCUCACAGUGUAUUCC
Messenger RNA from Python bivittatus (Burmese python), 3750 nucleotides. The record is from RefSeq and is a predicted model, not a curated record. NCBI's taxonomy places the organism in Eukaryota, Metazoa, Chordata, Lepidosauria, Squamata, Pythonidae.